AUGUCCGACGCUGAUCUCGAAGCUGUUCGCCGGCUUCAAGCCGAGCGCAAUGCUGCUGCCGCUAGCAAUAAAGGUUCAAGGACCUUUGACCCCUCCGGUCAACGUACUGAUAACUCGACUAAGGCCUCCCUGACGGACUCCUUCGACACGACUUUGUACGAUCGAGGCGGGGCUGACAAAUACUCCGGCUACAACACCUCAAUCGCGCUUGACGGCGAGGACGAGGAAAUGGAGGAUGCGAAUGGAGGACACAAUCUGGUUGGUCAAUACACUGCUACCCGAGGCCAAAUCGACGAGAUGGCGCAAGGAAACGGUGUGGAGGAGGAGGACAUCAUGCUUGGUCGCGAGAAGGCAGCUCGGAUUGCCGACCGCGAGACAGACUACCAGAAACGCCGGUUCAACCGCGGAGCCCUUACCCCGACACGCGCCGAUCCCUUCGCCGCCAAUGGCCAAGCGAAUGCCGAAGGAGAAGGCCAGACCUACCGUGAGGUCAUGGCCCUCCGCGAGCUCGAGAAGGAGGAAGAACGUGUUCAAAAGCUGAUCGACGAGAAGCGAGAGGCCGGCGAGGACGUGACCGAGCACCAGGCAACCCUGAAGAGGGUAGAAGAUAGCAAAGAAAAUGUUGACGCGGCCUUAGCUCUCGAGGAGGGUCCCCCCAAGAAGCGAAAGAAGAGAUGGGAUGUGGAAACGGAGCCUGCCGCUGAACCACAGGGCGAAGAUUCCACUGGCGCGCAGCCUAAGAGAUCCCGUUGGGAUACAACAGCAGCUCCCGAUGCUUCUGGUGAAGCACCCAAGUCUCGGUGGGAUCGAGCACCACAACUCGCGGCUGCCACUCCAGUCGGUAACCAAGGACUCGCUACCCCAAUGCACCCUUCACAAGCAGCCCCUACCGCUGCCGUCGGUCCAUCUGGUCCAAUGGUCGGUUGGUCUGACGAAGAGCUUGACUUCAUGCUCCCUGGUGAAGCUGAGGGCUACAAAGUUCUUGAUCCCCCACCCGGCUAUGAGCCCAUUCGAACUCAGGCUCGCAAGCUCAUGGCCACGCCGGCACCAGUUUCUGGUGGUGUUGGAGGUUUCAUGAUGCAAGAACCCGAGAGUGUCAAGUCUAUGGGCAAGGAACUUCCUACUGAUAUCCCUGGUGUCGGUGAUCUCCAAUUCUUCAAGCCGGAAGAUAUGGCUUACUUCGGUAAGCUGAUGGAGGGUGGAGAUGAGACUAGCAUGAGUGUUGAGGAAAUGAAGGAGCGAAAAAUCAUGCGAUUGUUGCUUAAGGUCAAGAACGGUACCCCGCCUAUGCGAAAGACUGCACUGCGACAGCUCACAGACAAUGCCCGCAACUUUGGUGCUGGUGCUCUCUUCAAUCAAAUCCUACCAUUGCUCAUGGAGAAGUCCCUGGAGGACCAGGAGCGCCAUUUGCUGGUCAAGGUCAUCGAUCGUGUUCUGUACAAGCUUGAUGAUUUGGUUCGCCCUUAUGUCCACAAGAUCUUGGUUGUCAUUGAGCCGUUACUCAUCGAUCAAGACUACUAUGCUCGUGUUGAAGGACGAGAAAUUAUCUCCAACCUGUCCAAGGCUGCUGGUCUUGCUACCAUGAUCAGUACUAUGCGUCCUGAUAUUGACCAUGUUGACGAAUAUGUGCGAAACACGACAGCUCGAGCCUUCGCCGUCGUUGCCUCAGCCCUUGGAAUUCCCGCCCUCCUUCCUUUCCUUCGUGCUGUCUGCCGCAGCAAAAAAUCAUGGCAAGCCCGUCACACUGGUGUCAAGAUUAUUCAGCAAAUCCCCAUUCUCAUGGGCUGCGCUAUUCUUCCCCACCUCAAGGGACUGGUGGAAUGUAUCUCUGGCAACCUGGAGGAUGAACAGGCAAAGGUCCGGACCGUCACAGCCCUCUCAGUUGCUGCUUUGGCCGAAGCUGCGAACCCGUACGGUAUUGAAAGUUUCGACGAUAUUCUAAACCCUCUCUGGCAAGGUGCCCGCAAGCAGCGUGGUAAGGGUCUCGCUGCCUUUUUGAAGGCCGUCGGUUACAUUAUCCCGCUGAUGGACGAGGAAUAUUCGAAUUACUAUACCGCACAGAUUAUGGAGAUUCUCCUUCGCGAAUUCUCGUCACCAGACGAAGAAAUGAAGAAGGUGGUGUUGAAGGUGGUGUCCCAGUGUGCAAGCACAGAUGGUGUUACUGCCAGUUAUCUCAAGGAGCACGUUUUGACCGAGUUCUUCAAGAGCUUCUGGGUCCGUCGCAUGGCACUCGACCGACGAAACUAUCGCCAAGUCGUUGAUACCACCGUGGACUUGGGCCAGAAGGUUGGUGUUGGCGAGAUCCUCGAGCGCACCGUCAACAACCUGAAGGACGAGAGCGAGCCAUACCGCAAGAUGACGGUGGAAACUGUUGAGAAGCUUGUCGCUUCUCUUGGAGCUGCCGAUAUCUCUGAGAGACUGGAAGAGCGCCUCAUCGAUGGUGUGCUCUUCGCCUUCCAGGAACAAAGCAUCGAAGACAUUGUUAUUCUGAACGGAUUCGGCACUGUCGUCAACGCACUGGGCUCACGCUGCAAGCCUUACCUCCCACAGAUCGUCAGUACCAUUUUGUGGCGUUUGAACAACAAGUCCGCUACAGUUCGACAACAAGCUGCCGAUCUUAUCUCUCGAGUCGCUAUGGUCAUGAAGCAGUGCGGUGAAGACGCACUCAUGGGCAAACUUGGUGUCGUUCUCUAUGAAUACCUGGGUGAGGAAUACCCCGAAGUCCUGGGUUCUAUUCUGGGUGCUCUGCGGUCCAUUGUCACUGUGGUGGGUAUCACUCAGAUGCAACCACCUAUUCGCGAUCUUCUCCCUCGUCUCACUCCUAUUCUCCGUAACCGUCACGAAAAGGUGCAGGAAAACACCAUUGACCUGGUCGGUCGUAUCGCCGAUCGCGGACCCGAGUCGGUCAAUGCCCGUGAAUGGAUGCGUAUCUGCUUCGAGCUGCUUGACAUGCUCAAGGCCCACAAGAAGGGAAUUCGACGAGCAGCCAACAACACUUUCGGUUUCAUUGCCAAGGCCAUUGGUCCCCAAGACGUCCUCGCCACACUUCUCAACAACUUGCGAGUGCAAGAACGUCAAUCUCGUGUUUGCACAGCCGUUGCCAUUGGUAUUGUGGCGGAAACCUGUGCUCCUUUCACCGUUCUUCCCGCACUGAUGAACGAAUACCGUGUGCCCGAGCUCAACGUGCAGAACGGUGUGCUUAAGGCCUUGUCCUUCUUGUUCGAGUACAUCGGCGAGAUGGCCAAGGACUACGUCUAUGCCGUCACACCGCUGCUAGAGGACGCCCUGAUCGACCGUGAUCAAGUCCACCGACAAACCGCCGCCAGCGUGGUCAAGCACGUUGCACUGGGCGUCGUCGGCCUCGGCUGUGAGGACGCCAUGCUCCAUCUCCUCAACCUUGUCUUCCCCAACAUCUUCGAAACCAGUCCCCACGUCAUUGACCGAAUCAUCGAGGCUAUCGAAGCCAUCCGCAUGGCCAUCGGCACCGGUACCGUCAUGAAUUACAUCUGGGCGGGUCUUUUCCACCCCGCUCGCAAGGUGCGCACGCCCUACUGGCGUCUGUACAACGAUGCGUAUGUCCAGGGCGCGGAUGCCAUGGUUCCUUACUAUCCCGACCUGGAGGGUGAUAUGGACCGACCUGAAUUAUCCAUCAUGAUUUAA
Penicillium salamii is the source of this 3660-nucleotide messenger RNA. Lineage: Eukaryota; Fungi; Ascomycota; Eurotiomycetes; Eurotiales; Aspergillaceae. The record is from the annotation of a GenBank genome assembly.